AUGUCCUCGAGGCAUCGAAUCGACUUGGAUGAUGAUCGUAAAAGAGACCGAGAUAGAGAGAGGGAUCGCGAUAGGGAUAGAAAAUCUCGUCGUUCUCGCUCACGUUCUCCGAUAAAAAAGGAGUAUGAUCGGUCCAGUUCUUCACCUGCUGUUCAGAACAACAAUGCUGCUGCAGAUGCUAAG
Cylicostephanus goldi is the source of this 183-nucleotide messenger RNA. The record is from the annotation of a GenBank genome assembly. NCBI's taxonomy places the organism in Eukaryota, Metazoa, Nematoda, Chromadorea, Rhabditida, Strongylidae.